AUGAUCGAGCGUUUCCACCGCUCAUUAAAGGCAGCUAUCCUACUUCUUGGCUUACGAGCCAGUUUCAAGGAAGACAUCAAAACUAGUGCAGCCGAAUUGGUCUAUGGAACUCCACUCCGGUUACCCGCAGAAUUCUUCACAGACGAAGACCCAUCGCCAGAUCCGCAAAUUUUCCUAGAACACCUGCAACAACACAUGCGCAAAGUGCGCGCCAGCCCAUCAGCACAUCACAUCAAGUCUAAAGCUUUCGCUCUCAAAGACUUGCACUCGUGCUCACACGUCUUCGUCCGGGUGGAUGCAAUCAAGAAGCCAUUAAACCAGCCGUACGAAGGACCGUACGAAGUCAUCGAACGUAUCUCAGAUUACGUUUUCAAAAUCAACAUCAAAGGAGAACCAUCAACCAUCUCUACGGAACGUUUGAAACCAGCGUACUACGAAGUACUACCGACGGAGCCUGACGCGCUCCACACGCAGUCACCUGCAGUACCGACUAUCUCAUCAACUUUAAAAACUUAUUCCGGUCCAAAACCAAAGAAGACUGUUCGCUUUAGUACGUAA
Messenger RNA from Wasmannia auropunctata (little fire ant), 558 nucleotides. RefSeq lists its product as uncharacterized. The record is from RefSeq and is a predicted model, not a curated record. The coding region runs from base 1 to 558 and encodes 185 amino acids. The transcript is spliced from 2 exons. NCBI's taxonomy places the organism in Eukaryota, Metazoa, Arthropoda, Insecta, Hymenoptera, Formicidae.